Molecule: messenger RNA, 3692 nt
Organism: Acanthisitta chloris (rifleman)
Lineage: Eukaryota; Metazoa; Chordata; Aves; Passeriformes; Acanthisittidae
Gene: LATS2
Product: large tumor suppressor kinase 2
Exons: 8
Coding region: 1-3378 (1125 amino acids)
Biological process (GO): hippo signaling; G1/S transition of mitotic cell cycle; positive regulation of apoptotic process
Cellular component (GO): nucleus; spindle pole
Molecular function (GO): ATP binding; protein binding; protein serine/threonine kinase activity
Source: RefSeq, a predicted model, not a curated record
AUGAGGCCAAAGACUUUUCCUGCUACGACGUAUUCUGGAAACAGCAGACAAAGGUUACAAGAGAUCCGGGAAGGUUUAAAGCAGCCAUCCAAAUCUUCAGGUCAGGGGCUGCCUAUUGGACCAGGCAGUGAAACUUCUCUGGACCCUAAGAUUAUAAUGGGGAAGGAUGCUGCAAGGCAGCAGCAGAUGAGACAAACGCCCAAGUUUGGACCUUAUCAGAAAGCUCUGCGAGAAAUUCGAUACUCUUUGCUGCCUUUUGCCAAUGAGUCCAGCACUACAGCAGCCAUUGAAGUAAACAGGCAGAUGCUGCAGGAACUGGUGAAUGCAGGUUGUGAUCAGGAGAUGGCUGUCCGAGCACUGAAGCAGACAGGUAGCAGAAGUAUUGAAGCAGCUCUGGAGUAUAUCAGUAAGAUGAGCUACUUGGAUCCUAGAAAUGAACAGAUAGUGCGUGUAAUCAAGCAAACCUCACCGGGCAAGGGUAUUGUGCCAAAUAAUGUAACCCGCAGGCCAAGCUUUGAAGGAUCAAAUGAAGCUUUUCCGUCCUACCAUCAGAUCAGUAAUGCAGCCUAUGAAGGGACAGGCUUUGGAGCAGAAGGUGCAAAUAUGCUUACUGAAGUUCCAAGGCAAUACAUGGACUAUUUAAUCUCGACGUCGCAGUCUUCAGCCAUGAAUGCUGCUGUACAGCGACCCUCUGGAGUAGGCACUCACAGCACACCAACAAGCCAUCAGCAGAAAACAUACCCUGCGAAUAUUGAGUCUUCUGUGAUUAAUUACCCAGUGGCUAAUCACAGCGGUCAAGCUUUGCAGCUGCAGGCGUCCCAUGGCUCCAACAGCCAACAUUACAGUAGGCAGCACAUGAUGGUGCAGGGGGAACCGAUGGGGUAUGGUGUUCAGCGGAGUCCAUCCUUCCAAAACAAGAUGCAGCAGGAGGGAGGAUAUGCCAAUCUCCCAAAUAAAGGGGCAGUUGUUCAGAAUAACACUGGUCAUGCGUUUCAGCAGGCACCAGCAAGCCUGUAUAUGUCACAUUCUCAUCACAAACAGACAAGUCCUUCUUCUCAUCAAAUGCAUGUGAUACCCAGAGGUCCAGCCUUUGCUAAUGAUUUUUCAGACAGUCCACCACAAAAUCUAUUAACUCCGUCUAGAAACAGCCUAAAUAUGGACCUCUAUGACAUGAAUAAUCCUCAAGUUCAGCAGUGGCAGGCAGCAACACCAUCACGCCGAGACUCUUUACAAAACCCAGGAAUAGAAGCAUCUCCACGGCAACACGUAUCCUUCAGACCCGAUGCCACAGUGCCGAGCAGAACAAACUCCUUUAACAAUCACCAGCAACAGCCACAAGUGACAGUAUCUAUAAGGCAAGUUCCUCCGGGAAAACCUGAUCCUUCAAUUACAUCUCCAAAUACAACCACAGCAGUCACAUCUGCUCAUAUUCUCCAGCCGGUGAAGAGCAUGCGAGUGAUGAGACCUGAGCCUCAGACUGCAGUGGGGCCUUCCCAUCCUGGUUGGUUACCUGCACAGGCACCAGCUGUGGAUGGCUUGGAGAUCAUUGAGCAGCAUGUGCCACCUGUUGGAGCAGCUACUGCUUAUCAGCUUGAUGUGGAUUACGGGAACCAGGAGCUGCGGUGUCCACCACCACCGUAUCCCAAGCAUUUGCUACUUCCUGGUACCUCUGAGCAGUUUGAUAUCAACUGCUUAUGCAUGGGCAUGGAGCAGACCCUCCGUGUAGUGCCCAGUUCAACAUGCAGUAAGGCUGAGGAGAACAGUGAGCGAAAUGAUAAAAGCACCAAGAGCAGUAAAGCCGAAAAACCAAGCAAGGAUAAAAAGCAGAUCCAGACAUCUCCUGUGCCUGUGCGAAAAAAUGGCAAAGACGAGGAAAAGCGAGAAUCCCGAAUAAAGAGUUACUCGCCUUUCGCCUUCAAGUUCUACAUGGAGCAACAUGUGGAAAAUGUCAUAAAGACCUACCAGCAGAAAAUUAACAGAAGAUUGCAGUUGGAGCAAGAAAUGGCAAAAGCUGGCCUUUGUGAAGCAGAACAGGAACAAAUGAGGAAAAUUCUCUACCAGAAGGAGUCCAACUACAACAGACUUAAAAGGGCCAAAAUGGACAAAUCUAUGUUUGUGAAAAUCAAGACUCUGGGUAUUGGUGCAUUUGGAGAAGUAUGCCUGGCCUGCAAGGUGGAUACCCAUGCCCUGUAUGCCAUGAAGACUCUGCGAAAGAAAGAUACUGAACCGGAAGCUCACUUUGGCUAUAGAAAAGCAGAGAGGGACAUACUUGCUGAGGCAGACAAUGAGUGGGUGGUUAAACUCUAUUAUUCCUUCCAAGAUAAAGAGAACUUGUACUUUGUGAUGGACUACAUCCCUGGUGGGGACAUGAUGAGUCUCCUGAUUCGGAUGGAGGUCUUCCCAGAGCGCCUGGCUAGAUUUUAUAUUGCAGAGCUCACUUUGGCUAUAGAGAGUGUGCACAAAAUGGGAUUCAUUCAUCGAGACAUCAAGCCUGACAACAUUCUGAUAGACCUCGAUGGGCAUAUCAAACUGACUGACUUUGGACUAUGUACUGGAUUCAGGUGGACUCACAAUUCAAAAUAUUAUCAGAAAGGGAGCCAUACCAGACAAGACAGCAUGGAGCCCAGUGAUCUUUGGGAUGAUGUGUCCAAUUGUAGAUGUGGAGAUAGGCUGAAGACAUUGGAACAAAGAGCUAAGAAGCAGCAUCAGAGAUGUCUAGCCCACUCGUUAGUUGGAACCCCUAAUUACAUUGCUCCUGAAGUCCUGCUUCGUAAAGGAUACACUCAGCUGUGUGACUGGUGGAGUGUUGGUGUGAUCCUCUUCGAGAUGUUAGUGGGACAGCCUCCUUUCCUGGCUCCUACACCCACAGAAACUCAACUGAAGGUGAUAAAUUGGGAAAGUACACUGCACAUUCCCUCACAGAUCAAGCUAAGCCCUGAGGCAACUGAUCUCAUCACAAAGCUCUGCUGUGCUGCUGAGGACAGGCUUGGAAGAAAUGGAGCAGAUGAUAUUAAAGCUCAUUCUUUCUUUCACUCUAUGGACUUCUCUACCGAUAUCCGUAGGCAGCCAGCUCCCUAUGUUCCAAAGAUCAGCCAUCCUAUGGACACUUCAAAUUUCGAUCCAGUUGAAGAAGAAAGUCCUUGGAACGAUGCUAGCGGUGACAGCACCAGGACAUGGGAUCCACUAGCUUCUUCCAACAGCAAACAUACAGAACAUGCUUUUUACGAGUUUACUUUCCGAAGAUUCUUUGAUGACAACGGGUAUCCGUUCAGGUAUCCCAAACCUUCUGGAAUGGAAGUUGGCCAGUCUGAGAAAUCUGAUGCAGAAGACAAAGGUGUGGUGGAUCAGACUGGAGCUUGUCAGCCUGUAUAUGUGUAAAUUAUUGUAUAGAGUACUCCAGAUAAGACUAAUCUCGAAUCCAAUAGGGCCUUUAACUGAUCCUUUAGGAGCUGAUCCUGCAGCACUUGUUCAGGUGUACCUUCAGCUGAAGCUGGAGGCAUCCUGGGGAGUCAGAAGCUUGCAGGGCCAGGUCCUAAAAAUGGCACUCUUGAAAGUUCAGGUCAGUUCUACUGUAAAUAACUUUGUUGAUAAUUACACUUGAAAUCCUGGUCUUCACCAAAAUCUGCAAGGCCAGCAGUCUAUCAUUUCUAGGCCUAUUUUUAUUUGAGGUCAGCAUCCCCCUACUCAGAUUA